UUAAGAUUCGAAAGUGAUAGACUCUUAUAGGAGUAAGAAAUUUAUUAAUAAAAACGAAUAUUGAUAUACCUAUCUCUCUAUCAAGUUAUUUCGAAGUGAAAAGAAAUACUUUAUAUUUCACAAGGAAAUGAAAAUCUUAGCCAUGGAGACGUCAGGUGGGAUGGUGCUCAAAGGACCCGCGAUGAAGUACGUGCCGUUGCUUGUCUUCCAGCUGGUUCUCAUGGUUUUGUUCUUCGUCUUCACCACGUAUGGCACCAAGGAUUUCGAUAACAAAGGAUUCGAAGGCACCCACGUGAUGAUCUUCAUCGGUUUCGGAUUCCUCAUGACAUUCCUGAAAAAGUAUUGCUACAGCGCCCUCGGCUUUAACUGGUUCCUGGCAGCUCUGGUCAUACAAUGGGCUCUUCUGUGCCAGAAUUUCUUUCACUUGCAUAAUGGGAAAAUUGAAAUUACGAAGGCCGUACUACUGGAGGCUGAUAUCAUGGCCGCCACCGUCCUCAUCACGUUCGGAGCGCUGCUCGGCAUCACCACAGGCUUCCAGCUGCUCGUCAUAGCGAUCAUUGAGACUGCUAUCGGCUGUGUCAACAUUUAUCUCGUGAGCGACGUGUUCAAGGCAGCAGAUGUAGGUGGUUCCAUAGCCAUCCACGCUUAUGGCGCAUACUUUGGUCUUGGAGUUAGCUUGGCCUUGAAACUGGGCAAGAAGCAGGAGGCCGCCCCCACAGGCCAGGUGGACCUGAAUGGCCCAACGUACACUUCCGACGUCACAGCAAUGAUUGGCUCGAUAUUCCUGUGGAUCUACUGGCCCAGUUUCAAUUCCGGACUGACGAAUACCGACAUAGAGAACCAGAGGGCUGUUAUCAAUACUUAUCUCUCAUUGGCUUCUGCAACGGUGGUAACGUUCAUCCUCUCAGCGGCCAUCAGCCAUCAGCGCGGCAAGUUCGAUAUGGUCCAUAUUCAGAACUCGACCCUCGCUGGAGGAGUGGCCAUAGGGUCAGUCUGCAACAUGAUGGUCGGACCAGGAGGAGCUAUCGCAGUAGGGAUUGGUGCCGCUUUCAUCAGCGUUUUCGGCUACAGAUACUUGACGCCAAAACUGAACAGCAUCGGCAUUCUAGACACGUGCGGCGUGAACAACCUCCACGGGAUGCCGGCAAUAUACUCAGGGCUUUUGUCCAUCCUCUUUGCAUCACUCGCCACCAAGGACUCGUACGGGGAAACUGAGCUGUUUAGUGUUUUUGAUGCUAUGAAAGACGGUAGAACGGCUGGUACACAAGCAUUAAACCAAUUCUUUGCACUCAUAGCUACAAUAGCCAUAGCAUCCGUUUCCGGAUUUAUUACUGGUCUAAUUGUGAAAAUGCCAUUAUUCGGCUCCCUAAAGGAAGAAGAGAAGUACAAUGAUGAAAUCAACUGGGAACUGCCUUAACUUGGUAAUUAAAAAAAAAAUUGGAUAUUUUUAUUAUUUCCUAAUAAUUCUACGAUUCAACACGAACAGUAGGUACCUACACUGUAGGUAAUGUAAAGCGCCUAUGUAUUUGAAGCAUUGAUUAAAUAGUUGGACGAUAUGAAAUUAAAACUAUUGUGUAAUGAUGAUUGUAUUAAACUUCUAAAAAUAUAAAAACAAUUGGCGGCCAUCUUAUCAGAUCUGCCAACAUGAAAAAAUAUUAAAACCUAGAAAAAAUGUUAAACCUAGAACACAUUUUGACUUAUUUUUUUAUUAGUGGCCAGUGUCUUUUAAACAUGGAACCUAAAUCUGGAUUACCAUACAAAGGCGGUUUAUAAACUCAUGGCUAGUUUAAAUAGAAUCUGAAAAUGAUUAAACAAGUAAAUCGAUUAAGUACCCAUGUUUUGGCCGGAUAAUUAUGGCGUAAACAGUAUUGCGCUAACAAAUUUUAUGGAAAAUACGGUAAUUACAUUGUUAUGCUACGAUUUUGAGUAGUUUUUAGGAGGCCGGCUUUUUUGAGUUAGCUAUAUAUUAAUGAAUUUAAAAGAUAAUGAUGAUUUUGUACUAAAUAAGAAUUAUAUCUGUGCUUCUUUUAUGCAUUUAAUGCAGAUGGAUUAGAUUAUUAAUUUUAUGUUUUAUGACAGUUAUUUUAUUUUGUUUUUAUUUGAUAUUAUUUUAAUUAGUAAGUCGCGUGUGUAUACUUAUUUAGAUAUUUAAUAGUUAUAUGAAGUAAAAACUUUAGGAUAGUCUGUCUGUAUUUUUAAUAUAGCUGUUUAUCAAAAAUCUAGCCUUCAUUUACAGAAAUUAUUUCAGAAUCUCAAGAAAUUAAUUUAAUUUAACAUUAAUUUAAUUUAAAAACAUUGUAAACUUAUUGAGAUACAAAAAUAUUAUUGUUACGUAUAUAUUAAACGUUCUCAAUUUUUUUUUAUUAAACAGAAAAAAAAAAUCAUUUUUAAGUGUAUUGUUUAAUGAAAAAUUAAAAUGGAAAUCUGACACGCUCUCUACCAAAGAUUUUGAAUGUAUAAAAACUAACAAUAAUAAAUACUAAACAAA
This is a messenger RNA of Plodia interpunctella (Indianmeal moth), 2488 nucleotides long. RefSeq names its product Rh50 (gene Rh50). The transcript is spliced from 11 exons. The record is from RefSeq and is a predicted model, not a curated record. Lineage: Eukaryota; Metazoa; Arthropoda; Insecta; Lepidoptera; Pyralidae. Gene Ontology annotation, cellular component: plasma membrane. Gene Ontology annotation, biological process: ammonium homeostasis; ammonium transmembrane transport. The coding region runs from base 128 to 1417 and encodes 429 amino acids. Gene Ontology annotation, molecular function: ammonium channel activity.